Messenger RNA from Chlorella variabilis, 870 nucleotides. RefSeq lists its product as hypothetical. Lineage: Eukaryota; Viridiplantae; Chlorophyta; Trebouxiophyceae; Chlorellales; Chlorellaceae. Gene Ontology annotation, cellular component: endoplasmic reticulum. The transcript has 4 exons. The coding region runs from base 1 to 870 and encodes 289 amino acids. Gene Ontology annotation, biological process: polyprenol catabolic process; dolichol-linked oligosaccharide biosynthetic process. Gene Ontology annotation, molecular function: 3-oxo-5-alpha-steroid 4-dehydrogenase activity. The record is from RefSeq and is a predicted model, not a curated record.
AUGGACCUCCUCCUAACUGUCCGCCUCCCACCUGGCGACCCCCGGGCCUCACAAUGCAGGUCGGCGGUGCAGCUGUCGGCGUGCCGCGGCAAGCUGAUGGAUCUGAAGCCACGCCGCGCGCUGGGCCCGCUGUCCGACUGGACCGUGCCGCAGCGCUGGUUUGGCCACUUUUAUGCGCUGGGCGCGGCGUGGAAUGCCACAGUGGCUUACCUGUUGCUGGGAUCGCCCUACUAUGCGGCGCUGCCGGCGGCGCAGCGCAGCACGUGCGCCCUGGCCUUGGGCCUGCUGCAGCUGCACCUCACACGCCGCCUGGUGGAGACGGUUGGCCUCAUGGCCUACCCGCCCUCCGCACGCAUGCAUGGCAUUGCCUACCUGUUUGGCAUGAGCUACUACUUCCUUGUCUCGCUCUCCAUCCUGCCGCCAUCAGCCUACCCGCCGCUGUGGACCCAUGCGGCCGCCCUGCUGCACGGUCGGCGCACCGGGCUGCCGCCCGUGCAGCUGGGGUUGGUGGCGGGCCGGCUCACAGCGGUGCAGCUGGCAGGCGCGGCCAUCUUCCUGGCCGGCAACAUUCUGCAGUGGCACUCGCACUGGCUGCUGGCGCGGCUGGCGGGCAAGGGCAGGCGGGGCGGCUACAAGAUACCCCGAGGCGGCGGCUUUGAGCUGGUGUCGUGCCCGCACUACCUGGGGGAGGUGGUCAUCUAUGCGGGGCUGGUGCUGGUGCAGGCCUGGUGUCGCGCCACCACCUGGCUCAUGCUGCUGUGGGUGGUCACCAACCUGUCCCUGGCGGCAGACAUGACGCACCGCUGGUACCACGACCACUUCAAGACCUAUCCUGCAUCCCGCAGGGCGCUGUUCCCCUUCCUCUACUGA